AUGGAUCCCACGGCUUCCGCGGGCGCGGCCCCCACGGAGGACAGCGCUCUGGUGCCGCAGGCGAGCUCAGAGCACGGCGAGCAUUCCGAGCAUCUCGAGCCGCAACGCGUGAGGCGCCUCCCCCUCGCCGCUGCGCUCCUCGCCACGCUGGCGUGUGCCGCUGGGAUCAGCUACAGGCUUCAGCAUGGCUCAGCCCUCACUCGACAGCCUCUGCUGUCUCCCGCGUUUCCCAUCCUGGAGCAGGCCGAGAGCAAACCGAGGCAUGCUCUGGUGAUCGGGCCGUCCCCUGCCAAGGCGAAGGGCACUGACUCAGAUGCAACGCAUCGUGAACGUUCUUGCCUCACUUUUCCAGGUAUCGUUCUCGCAGAUGGGGCAGGCUUUAUUGGUUCGGUUGAGGGAAAAAAGAAGAUGCCGUCGGCAGCGAAGUGCCAGGAAGAAUGCAUCAAGCGCGCAAACUGUGCGCAGGCAGUCUACGCGAGAGCGGCCGACGGGUGCUACAUGUCCGGGGGGCGAACACUGGAAGUAGGCGUGCCCGGUAUUGAUAGCGAUGAUUCGGAUGACUACCACGAGUCCAUGCUGUGUGGCACAAGCGACGAGAUGUCCAAAUUGAAGCCUGAACACGCGAGAGUUCUCGACAUCGCCACCAUGCAGAACGAGGCGCUGGAGGGCUGGAAGAAAAUGAGCAAGCUGAAGCAGGACAGGCUGGCCGAGGUGGCCAGCAAGUGGGACGACGCCGAGAAGAGAGCGCGCGAAGCCCUGGAGUCGAUGGCCCCGUGGGGGAAAGCUGCCCUGCUGAAGGGGAUUCCUAAGACGGGCAGCGGCUACGCAGGCUUCAUUCAAAACGGUGAUGUCCGGCUGACGAUGAACGAUGGGCCUCAAGGCUACAACGCCUACACGACCGACAAGGCGAGCAAGAGCACUCAGUUCCCGGCGCUUCUCUCCAUCGCCGCCAGCUUCAACCCUGAGAUCUCGCGGAGGUACGCGCAGGCGGUAGCAGAGGAGUUCACCGUCAAGGGAUCGAACGUGCUUCUCGGUCCAGAUGUAGAGAUCAUCCGUUCCCCGCUCAGUGGACGUAGCUUCGAGACCCUCACGGGGGAGGACCCAUACUUGGGAAGUGAGCUCGUGAGGCCCUUCGUCAGGGCUGUGCAGGCUAAGGGGAUCAUUGCAACGGUGAAGCAUUGGUUGAACAACAACGAGGAGAUCUACCGCCAAUCAAUGAACGUUGAGGUGGGUGACCGAGAGCAGCACGAGAUCUACAUGCCCGUCUUCAAGGCUGCGUUCGAGGCCGGAGCAGGCUCCGUCAUGUGCGCGUACAAUCGGGUGUACGGCGAGCACGCUUGCGAGAACAAAAAGCUGCUCCACGACCUUCUGCGCGAGGACCUUGGCUUCCGGGGCUUCGUCGUAAGCGACUGGGGCGCCACCCACGACGGCGUGAAGUCCGCGUUUGCGGGUCUGGACGUGGAGAUGCCAGAAGGGGACGCGUUCAAUGGUCUCAGCCCCGACGAGCAUGGUGACAGGAUCGACCGGAUGGCGGGACACGUGCUCUCUUCGUGGUUCGCGUCGGGCCAGGCCGAUGGGCUCUUCGGCGCGGACGAGGGGGUGUAUCCGGGAAGCCCAGCCUCGGACGCUAGGACCGACGCCCACCUCAACGUGGCGCGGGAAACGAUCAUCGACAGCGCUGUGCUGCUCAAGAACAAGGACGGCGUCCUGCCACUCCAGGGGGCCGGGAAGAAAAUCGUGCUGGUCGGCAGGUACUGCAACCAGGGCACGGACAGCGACUUCUUGCAGGGCAGCGUCUACUCGGGAGGAGGCAGCGGCUACGUGGAGAGCUCCACCCUGGUGACCCCCUACAACGGCAUCCGGCAGAAGUUCCCAGACGCCGCCUCCGUCACCCUGGCCCAGACGGCCGACGACGUCGACAGUGCCGACGUGGCCAUCGUGUGCGUCUCGGCGCACGCCGAGGAGGGCUGGGACCGCACGGGCCUCGACAUCCCCGACGCGUAUGCCCUCGUGCACGGGCUCCGCGAGAAGGACCCUUCCAUGACCAUCGUGGUGCUGGCCAUCUCGCCCGGGGUGGUCACCACUGGGUGGGUGUGGGACGCGGACGCCGCCCUCAUGCUCUUCAUGCCAGGCGAGCAGAAGCGCUACACGAAGGACCAGUACCCGGGGACGUGCCCGCCUCCGAACACGUGGUGCAAGGAGAUGACGGCCAACUUCUCCGAGGGGGUGCUCAUCGGUUACCGGUGGAAUGACGCCAUGGGCGUGCCGUCGGUGUUCCCCUUCGGGUACGGCCUCACGUACACGGAGUUCGAGUUCACGAACCAGGACGUAAUCUGCAGCAAGGAGAGGGCCGUCGUCACCAUGACCGUGAAGAACAUCGGUUGGCGCAAGGGCGCGGCAGUCCCCCAGCUCUACGUGAGCUUUCCCAGCCUGAGUCCCGUCGUGCGGCAGCUGCGAGGCUUCCAGAAGGUAGACGUGGAGAAGGACAGCGAGGUGAAUGUGGCGUUCUUCCUCGGGCCUGAAGACUGGAGCUACUUCGAUGUGGACGCUCAGGCGUGGGUCUCUGCGGUGUCCAAGGGCGAGAACAUCACGGUCAGCUUGGGCAGCUCCUCAACGGACCUGCCCUGGAAUCGCACCUUCUCGUGCUGA
Messenger RNA from Prorocentrum cordatum, 2649 nucleotides. The record is from the annotation of a GenBank genome assembly. NCBI's taxonomy places the organism in Eukaryota, Dinophyceae, Prorocentrales, Prorocentraceae.